Messenger RNA from Bactrocera neohumeralis, 3953 nucleotides. RefSeq lists its product as uncharacterized. Bases 902 to 2143 code for a protein of 413 amino acids. Gene Ontology annotation, biological process: clustering of voltage-gated calcium channels; neuron-neuron synaptic transmission; neuromuscular synaptic transmission. The transcript has 7 exons. Gene Ontology annotation, cellular component: presynaptic membrane. The record is from RefSeq and is a predicted model, not a curated record. Lineage: Eukaryota; Metazoa; Arthropoda; Insecta; Diptera; Tephritidae.
UUUAACAAAGCAGUCGCGUGACGAUACGAAAUCAAGAAGUAUCAAAAAUUUGACUUAAAUCCAUUAUCCUCUCCAUUUAGUUUAUGAAUUGCAAACGGCUCAAAUUAUUUAAAUUUUAUCUCGAUAUAAAAUAUCCGUAUUUGUCGUUAAUAGUUAUAAUAAACAAUAAUUGUGCGCAUACAUAUUUUAUUUAUUGUUAGUACAAAAUAGUUUACCUGAAAUGCUUCACAUCGGAAAGUUUUAAACAAUUGAUGUAAUUUACAACAACACAAAGAAAGAUUAUUCGCUGUGUUUAAAAUUACAAUAAUUAUAAUAUAUUUAUUAGUUGUUUGUUUUGGCAUACAUUAUGAUUAUACCACAUCAAAAGGAUUUUUCGAUAUUUCUUCAAAUAAUGUAAGGAUAUUCAAUCAAUUCGCAUAUGUUCACAAACAUGAGACAUACUAUAGGUAAACACACAUCAAGAACCUCAUGCAUCUAUUCAUCUGAAUAGUCUUUUCUGACGUAGACGACAUCACAAAUUUGUGAGGAAAUUGUAAGCAUUUGAGCUUUUGAAAUCAUCCCAGCAUUCCGAAAACCUCACAAACAACAAAAACCUCACAACAGUGAGGUUGGUGGUUUUUGUGAGUCACAUGUCCAGCUCCUUCCAUUUUUUACGUGAACUUCUCACCAUAGCUUAGAGUCAAGGUCAUUCCUAAGUAUUUAGCGGAGUUAAAGUACGAUAUUCGUGCAACGUCUAUGAAAAUUGACACCGCUACGUGGUUAUAGCCGAGUCAACAACAGCGCGCCAGCCGUUUCUUCUUUUCGGAAUUUGGAUUUUGACGCCAAGUGCAGCCAACUAGUACUAUAAAAUUAAUCACUAAACAGUAGAAUUGUCAUUUGCUUCUAGUCUUAUUUAUAACAAAUGAUGUUAAGUAGUGAAAGUACACCGUCCAUUGCUAAACAAAAAACACAGCAAAGCAAUAACACCGCUAAUUUAAGUCCGAAGAAAAAUAUCAAAAGUUUGCAUGAAUUAUUUUUGGAAAUACUGGACGCAGUGCUAUCAUGCGUCAUAGUGGCACCUUGCGUAAUCGCCUAUUGGCGAGGAACUUGGGAGCUGAUGGGUGUUUUAUUAUUUCCACGAAGCAUGCCGCUAUCUGCGCUCAUGUCCUUUUUGAUUGGUCUUUCGGGUCACUUCAUCUUUACAAUCACGCAAUCUUGUUUUCGAAGAUACAUCAAUCCUGAUAAGCGCCGCCUUACCUAUUACGUAAUUUCGCGAAGCUAUACAGCUUUAUUUGGCAUCGUAUGUGUGAAUAUGUGGCGCGGUUCGUGGAUCUUAUGCGAUUGGCUCACCAGUGCGGACUCCUUAAUAAUUAUUGCCGCAGUAACGCUGGUGUCUUUGGUGUUUUUAAUUGCAACACGGACUGUUCGAAACCUGAGCGCCGCACCUUAUGCCAUUACAAUGGACCAUAAAAGUGAUUAUUUCGACGUUGACACUAUGUUUCAAAUACCGGGUUUCCACCAACCUGGUUUAUACGUUCUCGACACACUGUUUUCCGUUUUAGUCAUUGGAACAUUAGUUGUUAUUGUCUGGAGAGGAGUAUGGGGAAUAAUGGACAUAACAUUUUACCCGUUCGACCGGACAAAGUCAUCUUGGAGUUCUUUGAUUCUUGGCUACAUAAUCGUCGUCAUAACUUUCGCUAUUAAACCUAUUAUACGCUGCAUAUGCAAGAAAAUUGACGGAAUAUGUAAAUUAAUUAUUUGUGACAUGUUCUAUUUUUUAAUAUUUUUUGGAGCUGUAAAUGCAUGGCGAGGAAUAUGGAACCUGUUGGAUAUUUACGUAUAUCCAGACAAUAAAAUACUAAGCUAUUGGUUAACACAUCUUAUACCAUUCCUUGUACUUGCUGCCCUGAAAUGCUCAAAUUCCGUAUUAGUGCGUGGGGUUUUCAUUGAUGCGGAAGGUACACCCGAUGAAUGUGUAACUAUUCCAAUAAAUUAUGUUAAGCUACAUUUUGAAAGAGAACGCAAAAAGAAAUGUAUAUAUAUGUGCCAUCAGAUGGAUAUGAAGAAAAAGACGAAUAAGGAUGUCCAAAUCAGUUUACUCGAGAAGUCUGAGAAAGUAGUAAUUAAGAAGCAAGCUGGCAAAGAUGCAACACGUCAUGUAUAACCAAUAAACAUAGAUGCAUGUAUGAAAUAUUUUCCACAUGAGAAGUAGAUCCAACCGUGCAUAUAGAAGUAGAUCCAACCGUAAUACAUAUGCGAUUUACCAGAAAAAAGAGGAAAUUUUAAGGACCCAUUAAAAUUUUACCGAAUGUAAAAGUGCUUUUAGGUGUAUUAAUAACUUAUUUUUAAUGUCUAGUCUAGAUAAUCUGGAAUAACUUCUGCAACAUGGGUAAGAUCCAAAACUCACAAUGUAUCUAGUAGCUUGAUGAUCAAUACAUUUUGAUGAAGUAAUAUUAAAUUUACAAUAUCUAAUUAGUAGGUCUAAAUAAAUCCAAUUCAAGAUCUGAAGCCGUAAUUGCGUAAACUGUCUUACAUGUUUACUUAAUUACACUAGUUUACAAUAAUUUUGAGAUGUUAGAAUCUGUAUCUAGCUAAAACUAUAAAUGAUAGUAAAAAUAUUUUAACACAUGGAAUUUAUUUUCUUGUAGUCAAGGGGUGUAGAGGUCAAACCACCACACUUUACUAAAAUGUAAAAAAGGUGUAAAAUUUGUAAUCAGAACACCUCAAAUACCCCACAGACCUCUUAGCACAUUAGUCGCAAAUUUUUCCUUCAGAUUACUUUGAGAAUGUGCAAUUAUAAAUUACACAUCAUUUAUAAAUUACAGUCAAGAAACAGAUCUUCGAUUUUGUGAUUUGGGUAAAUCUGGUGAAAAGGUGUAGAUUUUUGGAAGCGAUUGUUUUUUUAAUUAUUUGGUUUAAUAUUUUUGGUAGUGAUGGUUGAUAUUAAUUUGGAGUAAAUCAAGUACUGCGCUUGACAUGAAGAAUAUUACACCUACAGUCACAUAUUUGGGACGAUCAAUAAUAGAAAAUACGCAAAUGUUACAUCAGCAGCAAUGAAACCCUAAAAACUGCUCUUACUCGAGCUUCAGCCCGAUUCCUGACAUAUCUGAAAAUUUGGGGACUUCAUUGCCCCAACUGUACUAGUAGUGAUUAAUUUCCAAAGUGGACCAAUGAAAUACUAAAAUUCAAAAAAAAGAAAAUUUUCAAUAUUUGAUGUAGUUAUGUAUAUACAGAUUUUUUCCUGGUGAUUUUUGAUGUUUCACAAAUGAACUUCUUUACAAAUUUAUUUAAUAUUAGCAAAAGGACUUUUUUGGUUUUACUAAAAGAUUUUUCAUAUUGCAAUAUCGAAAGGUAUAUGUAUAUAGACAUUUUUCCUUGAUUAUAUAUUUGUUAAAAAAUUUAUAGUCCAUUUUUACCACCCUAAACCUGAUCUUAAAACUAAGUGAAAAACUACAUCAAUACUCAUAUUGCAGUUGAUUUCUUACAUUUGUGUCAUAAUCAUUGGGAUAUAUGUAUUUAAAACUUUCAAAACUUUGCGAAUUGCGAUGUUAUUAGUAAUAUGUAUGUAUUAUAUUGUUUAUAUUUACAUGUAGCGGUUUGAUCUAAUGCUUACUGUUACCUAGUUCUAAACCCUCGUUAUUUGUUGAUAUUACAUGUUUUUAAACUUUGAUUGAAUAUUUUUUUCAGAAAUAACAUUACAUAUUUAAGACAAGCUUUUAUGGCUAAGAUUUCACAUCUUAUUACCGCUAAAGUUUUUAUUAUUUCUUAAUUAUGUAAUCGAAUAUUUUGUCAUUGGCAGUCCAUAAAACAUUACACAAUACUUUAGCCAUAUAACCUAAUGAUAGCAAAAAUAAUGUAAUUUAAUUUGAGAGCACAGUAUGUAUAUUUGUUAUUGUUUAACUUCUUGUAUAAAUAAAAUAUGUUUCAAAUAAACGUAUAAUUGUUAUAUAAUUAUCCAUCUUGCCAUAUGCGAA